AUGAGUGAAUUUGUUUACAUGUUCAAUAUUUUAGAUCGAAAUUGUGAGAAUGGGGAGUGCCCGACACAGACAUCAAGAUGGUUGGUUCCAAUUAUGCUUGGGUUCUACGUUUUGCUCACAAAUAUUCUCAUGUUCAACUUACUCAUCGCCAUGUUUUCAAAAACCUAUGAGGAGAUUGAGAGUGCCUCGACCUACUACUGGAAUUACCAGCGAUAUCAAAUGAUUGCUGAUUAUGUCAGAAGGUCCCCCCUAGUCCCACCUUUGAUAAUAUUCUGGCAUUUCUAUGAGGCCUAUAAGGCGCUGGGCAAUCGGUGUGCGAGUAUUCGCAGCACGGAGCAGAUUGAGAACAAUCCUUUCUGUGUGACGUUCAAGGACGUGAAAAAGGAGAGAGAGAUGGUGAAAUGGGAGCACAUGAAGGCGAUGGAUUACCUGCGAGAGCCUUCCACGAAAUCUGGAGUGAAACGUGGUGGAGUGGAGUCGAGAGCGGUUGUCUUUCGAGGUGUCGGCGCAGGCAGUGGCAUGGGCCCUGGUCCCGCUUUGGACCUCAAAUCCGAAAUGACCGCCGUCACUGAAGUGAAUUAUUUUCCUUUUUAUUCUACUUUAAUCGCUCAACUAGCAGUGUAA
Molecule: messenger RNA, 624 nt
Organism: Rodentolepis nana
Lineage: Eukaryota; Metazoa; Platyhelminthes; Cestoda; Cyclophyllidea; Hymenolepididae
Source: the annotation of a GenBank genome assembly